AUGCCACUGCCUCCUCCGACAGUCAAUAAACUAGUCCACGAUGUUAUCAAGACCCAUGCUAUCGCUCGUCCAAGUGCUCAGGCAAUCGUUUCGGCCUCGGUCAAUCUUACUUAUCAAGAUCUUGAUGAGGCCUCUUCAUGGCUCGCCGCACAAAUUACAUCUUUGGGAAUUGGCUCCAACUCCAUAGUGCCAAUCAUCUGCGAAAAAUCCGCUAUUACUAUUGUUUCUAUGAUCGCCAUUUUGAAAGCUGGAUGCGCAUUUACUGCGUUAGAUGUGUCUCAUCCGACUAAAAGACUAUUGGAGAUUAUCGAAGACGUCAAAGCCCCUGUUCUUUUACUCUCGACUGAACAAAUUCCGCGAUUCAAAAACAUUGCUGGACUUCGAAUUAUCGAAAUAUUCAACAAGAUGUUUUUAGGGCUAGAUUCCGUCAAUGUGUCGUAUACUACGCUGGUUACUGCGUCUCCAAGUGACCUGAUGUACGUCAUUUUCACAUCGGGGAGCACAGCCCGCCCAAAGGGAGUUAUGAUUGAGCACAGAGCCUGGUUAACGUCCGCGUUUGCGUAUGGAGAAGACCAGGAGCUGAGUUCCAGCUCGAGAGUCUUGCAAUUCGCCUCAUACGCAUUUGAUAUGUCUCUAAUGGAGAUAUUCACGACGCUCAUCUUUGGCGGCUGCGUUUGUGUGCCGACGGAAGACGAUCGAUUUAACGGAAUAGAGAAAUUCAUCAACGAAAUCGACGUCAACACUCUGAUGCUAACUCCGUCUUACGCAAAGUUACUGGAUCCCACCACAGUGCCUGCUGUCCGGAUGUUGGUCACUGGUGGAGAGGCAGUUCCAAGUGACUUGAUCAGACUAUGGAGCCCCUACGUCAAAAUCUACAUUGCUUACGGCCCGACUGAAGCUUCGAUACAAUCUUCAGGAGCACGGUUGAGCAUUGGAUCUGCAGUUGUUUCGUCAGGCCUCCUUGGGCACCCAACAGGUUGCAAUCUGUGGAUUGUCCAUGAGGAUGAUCACAACAAACCAGUUCUCCGGGGCCAGACUGGGGAACUCGUCAUUGAGGGGAACACAUUGGCCAGAGGCUACCUCGGCGAUGACCAGAAAACAGCGGCCGCUUUUGUCGACAUGUGUACUCGGUCCGGCGUCCGGCGCGUUUUCAAAACGGGAGACUUGGUUCGACGGACCGACAGCGGCGAUAUCGUAUUUGUUGGCCGCAAAGAUACGCAGGCUAAGGUGCACGGACAGCGCUUGGAGCUGACCGAGAUCGAGGCGAGGCUGGCCCCGGCUCUGGCUGCGGGGUUGAAGUCUUGUAUUGAGAAAGCUGAAAGCCCCCACUUCAGCGAUGGCGGUGCUAUUGUGGUUUUUCUAAGUGAAUCUAUGCAAAUACCAGGCCAUGCCAGCCCCGAGAUCUGCUGGAAUCAAGUGGAGACUACACUAGAGAUGGCUGUUGGUAUGCAGGCGCAUCUUGAAACGGUGCUACCCAAAGCGAUGGUGCCAUCUCUAUACGUACCGAUAACCUUCAUCCCUCUGACGACCUCGCACAAGACAAAUCGUCUAAUGCUGCGACAGCUAAUCCAGUCCUUGGCUUCUGAUGAGCUACGGAAACUUAGAAAAGCUGAUAAUACUGCAACCAGAUAUAGAGCGUUAUCUGCUAAAGAGUUGGCUCUCAGUGAGUUAUGGGCGACUGUACUCAAUAUGGAGCCAAAGGCUAUUGGGCCAGAUGACAAUUUCAUCCAGCUUGGAGGGGAUUCAGUGGCCAGCAUAAAGCUCAUAGCAUUAGCCCGUAGCCGUGGUAUUACGCUAACAUCGGCUCUUAUUCUCUCAAAUCCGGUCUUGUGUGUGCAGGCGCAGCUUGCAAAUGACUCUGGGGAGGGAAGCCCUGAACAGGACAUCAAGCCAUUUGAGUUGCUAGGGAGUCGUUCAAACGAGCUUCGGGGGACAGCUGCUGCACUCUGCAAGCUGCCAAUUGACGAAAUAGAAGAUGUUUUGCCCAUGACGAUUAGUCAAAUGAGGUGGUAUGGGAAAACGUUGGUCAAGCCAACUGCAUGGAUUGAUCAGUAUCGCUUUUUGCUCCCAAGCGACGUGAAUCUUGAGCGAUUCAUUAUGGCCCUCAACUCCGUUGUGCAAGCUACAGACCUGUUACGCGCAAAGAUAAUCGCCACUGGUAGUAAAGAGCUCUUCCAAGCAAUCAUUAAAUUUCAUCCGGUGAAAGUGGUUCACACCAACGAAACAUUGGAAGCCUAUUUGAGUCAAGAUCUUCUUGAUCCUAUGGGCCUUGCAGCAACGUUGAGCCGUUAUGCUAUUGUUCAAAAUGGUAAUUCUGAGAACGUUUUCGUUUGGACGAUUCAUCAUGCCAUUUAUGAUGGGUACUCCUUACCUAUGCUCCUUCAAGCAGUGCGAAAUUUAUACUAUGGGCUUGAGCUAGUCCCAUUUACUCCAUUCAACCGAUACCUUAGGAGCAUCGGAGAGAAAGAUCUGUCCGAGGGAGAGGCUUUCUGGAAAAACCAUCUACUUGAUGCAGCAUGGACGAAGUUCCCUGCCUUAUCAUCUCAAGAAAAGCCGUCGAGCAUGGAUCGUGUCUUGGCAAGCGUCAAAAUUGCAUCGAGGAAAAUGCAGCUCCGCAACGCAGAGGUUUCACGAUCCGUAACCAUCGCAAACGUCAUACGCGUUGCGUAUGGCGCAACACUUUCGCACUUUUCGACAGGCCGUGCGGGCUCAGUUCUUUUCUUGGAAUCUCUCAGCGGCCGUAACUCAUCUUUAGCAGGCAUUGAUCGCAUCGCGGGGCCGACCCUGCUCACUGUACCCACGAAGCUGGAUCUUCCACAUAAGAAACCAUGUAGUGAGAUCCUCAUGGAUAUCCAGACAUCCUUGACGGAUCGUAUGAAGUUUGAGAAUUUCCCUUUACCACGGCUAUUGCCCCUAGCGCCCCCUUUGGAACUUCGCAGUAUUCUACUGAUAGAGAAUGAAGCAUUCCGAAUCAAUGAAGCUGGUAGUGAUCUAUUUGGCGGUGGGAAAGAAGAAGUAAAGCUGGAAGAGACUGAAGACCUUCCAAUGAUAUUCCGCUGUGCGGCUCUUCCUGAGGAGAUACAUAUUGAUAUACGCUAUGAUAGUAGUGCUAUUGGGAGCUGUGAAGUGGAGGGCUUUUUGAAGACUUUUAAAGGGCUGGUUGAAGGGCUAUGGCACGGUGAUGGAAGCCUGCCUCUCGAUGCAAUUCUUUCCUCUGUAUAA
Molecule: messenger RNA, 3222 nt
Organism: Trichoderma gamsii
Lineage: Eukaryota; Fungi; Ascomycota; Sordariomycetes; Hypocreales; Hypocreaceae
Exons: 2
Coding region: 1-3222 (1073 amino acids)
Biological process (GO): secondary metabolite biosynthetic process; amino acid activation for nonribosomal peptide biosynthetic process
Cellular component (GO): cytoplasm
Molecular function (GO): phosphopantetheine binding; catalytic activity
Source: RefSeq, a predicted model, not a curated record